Manihot esculenta (cassava) is the source of this 1888-nucleotide messenger RNA. Its product is annotated as receptor homology region, transmembrane domain- and RING domain-containing protein 2. The record is from RefSeq and is a predicted model, not a curated record. The transcript is spliced from 4 exons. The coding region runs from base 175 to 1509 and encodes 444 amino acids. Lineage: Eukaryota; Viridiplantae; Streptophyta; Magnoliopsida; Malpighiales; Euphorbiaceae.
AAAGAAGAAACCUUUUAAUAAACAGCAAAAAGCAUCUAAACCCACAGAAUCGAAAGAUUCAACUAUUCUCUCUCUCUAAUGGAAGCCGAUGUAUCCAUUCUCUUCCAAAUCAAAACCCUAAAAUAAAAAUCUGAUUCCCUUUUUCUUUAUACUUCUUUUUAGGGUUAAUCGAAAAUGAAACUUGCUGUUGUUGUUGUGAUUUUCUUCUUCUCUUUAUCUACUUGCUGUGUGAUGACCUCGGCUAGCGUGGUUUUGAUUGGUGGCAACGUUACCUUGUCUUUCGAUGACGUUGAAGCUAAUUUCGCUCCAGCAGUUAAGAGUUCCGGUGAAUGUGGGGUAUUCUAUUUGGCAGAGCCCCUUGAUGCGUGUUCAGAUUUGACAAAUAAAGUUGAAAAAGCUUCAAAUAUUUCUUCAUCUUAUGUUUUAAUUAUAAGAGGAGGGUGUAGCUUUGAGGAUAAAGUUAGAAGAGCACAAAAGGCUGGGUUUGAGGCUGCAAUUGUACAUGACAAUGAAGAUGAUGGCAUCUUGGUUUCAAUGGCAGGGAAUUCAUCUGGUAUAGAAAUACAUGCUGUAUUUAUUUCUAAAUAUUCUGGUGAAAAACUCAAGAAGUAUGCUGGGAUGAGUUACGUGGAGCUUUGGUUAAUCCCAAGCCUUGAAAAUUCAGCAUGGUCUAUUAUGGCAAUCUCUUUCAUUUCUCUGCUGGCCAUGUCUGCGGUGCUGGCUACUUGUUUCUUUGUUCGUAGGCAUCGUAUAAGAAGAGAGCGGCCUCGUUCUUCUCGUGUCCGGGGGUUGCAUGGGAUGAGCAGUCGCUUGGUGAAAGCAAUGCCAAGCCUAAUAUUCACAACUGUUCUGGAGGACAAUUGUACUUCAAUGACAUGUGCCAUAUGCCUUGAAGACUAUAGUGUUGGAGAGAAGCUCAGGAUUCUGCCAUGUCAACACAAAUUCCAUGCUAUUUGUGUAGACUCCUGGCUUACCACGUGGAGAACUUUUUGCCCUGUAUGCAAGCGUGAUGCAAGAACAAGGAAUGGUGAUCCGCCAGCCUCAGAAUGUACACCAUUACUUUCAUCCAGCCCAGCCUCUGUGGCUUCUUCUUCGUUGUUGUCAUCCUUCAGAUCUGCAUCAUCAUUGGCCAUACAAAUUGCCCCUACAUCAUUGCAGUCUUCAUCAGUUUCUCAUAUUCCAUCUCUUUCGAGCACUCCAUAUGUCCAGCAGUCUCUUUUGUCAUGCCAUCGAUCGCCUUCUCUAAGUGUAAGUCGCAGCUCAGCAGAUCUUAGGCACGUGUCUUCACAAAGAUCCAUUGCUUCUCAUUUAGUUUCAUUCCACUCAUUCGGUUACCCGUCAAUAUCUCCUCUCAACUCAAGAUACAUGUCUCCAUAUAUUCCUAGCCCAAGCAAUGCCUCACCUAGUUUUAUAAGUUCUUCAAAUCAUCAACCUCACCCACUUCAUUGUAGCGAGUCUGCUGCAAGUUUCUCCCCAUUUGCCUCUGCACAGUCGCUCCCUGAAUGUUAGUAUGAGAUUUCAUUAUAUGGUUGGGAGCUUUUGGUAUGUGACCAGCUAAAUCAAUGGGCAUUGCAUCCUUCAAACCUCGAGAUGCCUCGAGAAGUCUCAAGAUGUCUUGGGGUAUUAGUUUGCGACUGGCUUUAUCGGAUACGUUGGCUGAUUCGUUGUGAGUUGUACAGUGUAUCAUAUAGGAUACGUUGGCUGAUUCGUUGUGAGUUGUACAGUGUAUCAUACCGUUUUGCGGCAAUAUUAAUUUCCAAGUGAGAACUACAGUUGAGGUUUCAGAAAAUUUUAUAGUGUUAUGAGUGUGUUGUAUCAAGCUAUAUGGAAAAUAAUGUUUGACUAGUUUGGAUUGGUUGAUGAUAGUUUAACCCCCCCUUUUCUUGUA